This is a messenger RNA of Folsomia candida, 1113 nucleotides long. RefSeq names its product bone morphogenetic protein 1-like. NCBI's taxonomy places the organism in Eukaryota, Metazoa, Arthropoda, Collembola, Entomobryomorpha, Isotomidae. The transcript is spliced from 3 exons. The record is from RefSeq and is a predicted model, not a curated record. The coding region runs from base 400 to 1005 and encodes 201 amino acids.
GCCUAACCAGGGAAGACCAGAUGACCCUGAACCCGUGAUUAGCGGUAAGACUAUAAAAUAUAUAUAAAUAUUCUUUAGACGCAGGCUUGAAAUUUUACAAAAAUUGAAAAUUCUGAGAAACUACGCCACUGUCAGUCAAUCUCACAUUACAUUCAGCAUAAGUAAGAUUCUUCAGGAACUGACAGUGGUGUAGUAUCACCGAAUUCUCAAUAUCUGUAAAAGGUCCAACCUACCUGGAUGGAGAGUAUAUGUACCUUUCCGGAAUUACAUAUUUUAUAGGAACUUAUAUUUAUAACUUUCAUUUUGUACUCAUAUAUUUUUGUGACGACAUGUGGCGGGAUUGUGAACGCAUACUCGGCCUCGAUCGAGUUUCAACUUGGCGGGUCAAUCCGUGCCGAUAUGAGGUGCGUUUGGAUUGUGCAGACACCUUAUUUUACGAAGAGGUUCAACCUGAUUGCUUCCGGUCUGAAGGAAACGGAUGGUCUUUACAUUACUGCGGUAUCGAUUGUUGGGCUGAGUAGCUCCGAAAAAUUAUCUACAAUUGGUCAAAACGUAACUGUAACCUCAAGAAGCGCUAUGAUCACCUUGAUCGUUGGACACGCGCCAACGCUUGGAUUCAAAAUGGAAUUUUACUCGAGCGGAGGUUCAUCCGUGGCUCCAUAUGUCACCAGUUACACAAUCUUGACUACGGCGAAGGGAAAUGUGACCUAUCCCAGUAACGGUGGAAACUAUGGGAAUUACGAGAUUGCCUUGUUUCCCAUCGCCGCAAGUGUCCCCGGACAACCUACCCUCCGCUUCACGAGGGUGGAUCUUGAAUCUGAGCCUACCUGCGCUUACGACUCGAUCAAGAUUUACAAUUGGUUUGAUGGCAAUUAUCUCCAAGUCGCGAUAUUUUGUGGGAAUACAAUUCCAACCAGUGUAACGCUCCAGGAUGGCGUGGGCGUCGUCUUGUUCAAAUCAGACCUUAGCUGGACCAGGACUGGAUUCGACUUCCAGUAUGAGUAACGCAUUUAAUAAAAAUUAUGACCACGUUGUUUGCUGAACUUUUUUAGUUAGAGGAAGAUAUCAAAAUUAUAUUUCUUUGUGGUUAAUAAAUUCAAGAUGUUUAUGCAU